AUGGCGAGUACUCUGUUUUUCAUAGUUGCUGUGCUCAUGUCCAGCACAGUGUUGGCAAACACUGGGGACGCAGAGGCACAAGUGUCCAAAAAUUCCUGCACCACAUCCGCCGCCUCAUCAGGAAUAUCUGUUGAAGUUGACAAGUCAACCAAAAAGGUCUCAUUUACCUGCGGCGCUGGCAUCAACGAGGUGCAGCCGUCAAACGAACAGUCCGGGAUCACUCAGUGUUACACGAAAGAAGUUCUGACGGAACCCAAGGACUUGGUGAGUCUUUUCGGCGAUGGUUCCCAAGUCACCGUCACGCCAUCAAACGGAGAAUCCAGUGACGGCGACAAAACAGUCACGCUGAAACUCGGCAAGCUCCCUCAGACAACACAGACCAUCUACUUCGGUUGCACUGGCAAGUCGGCGACAACGGGGGAGGGGCAGGAAACCCUCGCUGUGGCUGCAAAGGACGAAGAACAGAAAUGUGUCGUCACUGUAACCGUUCCCGCCGACCCAGACGCAAACAUAUGCCCAUGAGAAAUGUUAACCAGAUCUCACAGCUGGAGAGCGCAGCCUCACAGUUUGCCAAUCAAGACGAAAUGGCACUAGUGUCGGACACCACCAGGCGUCCAUAUCAGGUGGUACGAACAGUUCCGUUCUCCCCUGUUUCUUCGGCAGUACCGUAGCCUGUGUCUGCCACCUGACUCCGUGUUGGUCCUCUGUGGGUGCUUGCAGCCUGCACGCUUGAGAGGCAGAACAUUUAUCUCGAACUCACCAGCGGAACCAAGAGUGUUUCGUUCCAAUGCGACACAGACAUCCCCACUUUGACACCAGGUGUCGAUUCAAAAGCGAUAUUUGAUGAGACAUGUGCGAAAGAAGUGCCCCUGGCAGAUAUGCUGCCAUCCGCCAAACUGGCGACAGAGGGUUCACGCUAUACGUUCAGUGUCGACGAGCUGCCUGAAACUGCAGCCGCAUUUUGCUACAAGUGUUCCGCUCCUGCUACUCAGAAGGGCAAAGCGCCAGAGCAGCAGACAGUCGCAUGCAAUGUGAAGAUAAACAUUUCACCUGGUAGUCUCGAGGGUGCUGCGACCUCUGCCACACCUGGGUCAUUUUUGGCCCUCAUAUCCGCCUUACUUGUGCCCUCAAGCUUUCUAGUGUCUUUUUGAAGGCCUCUCCGGCGUAGUCAAGACCAAGGGCUGAAAACAUUUCAGAUCAGGGUCCGCCAUGCAAAAACAGUACGAGACCCGUAAAAAAUGAGGGAGCAACAUCUGUCUGAGAGGCCGGGAAAAUUGUGGGCUCCAUUCCGACGACGAUUUUGUAUCCUUUAGUGUGCAUAUGGCGACUUCGAUGGUGCACGUCCUGUCUUUCGGCA
Toxoplasma gondii ME49 is the source of this 1357-nucleotide messenger RNA. RefSeq names its product SAG-related sequence SRS53A (gene SRS53A). The transcript is spliced from 2 exons. Gene Ontology annotation, cellular component: membrane. Bases 1 to 522 code for a protein of 173 amino acids. Lineage: Eukaryota; Apicomplexa; Conoidasida; Eucoccidiorida; Sarcocystidae. The record is from RefSeq and is a predicted model, not a curated record.